Messenger RNA from Prosopis cineraria, 3139 nucleotides. RefSeq names its product protein VAC14 homolog. NCBI's taxonomy places the organism in Eukaryota, Viridiplantae, Streptophyta, Magnoliopsida, Fabales, Fabaceae. The transcript is spliced from 19 exons. The coding region runs from base 311 to 2413 and encodes 700 amino acids. The record is from RefSeq and is a predicted model, not a curated record. Gene Ontology annotation, cellular component: PAS complex; endosome membrane. Gene Ontology annotation, biological process: positive regulation of kinase activity; phosphatidylinositol biosynthetic process.
AAAAUAAAAUCACAAGUACAAAAUCAUAAUAAGGCAACAAACACUGCUCUCUAGUGGUAAAUUAGGUUUCAAUCUCAAUUACUCAUUUCAAUUUUCCUAUUUUAUCAGAUCUGUAUUAUACCCUACCCGAUUCACAUUCCACGUCAAUUAGCAUAGUUGUACUUCGAUUUCAUUCUGAUCCACCGGGCAAAAAGGAUAAAAAAAAUCCCUUAGGAGAAUGUUUCGUUUCGAAGGGGAAGUGAUCCGAAAACGAAAUUGAUUCCGCGUUUUCUUUUCCCUUGCCAAAGGAAAAAUCACUGAGGUUAUCGUAAUGGCGGAUGCGUUGAUUCCUGCUGCAGUGUCUCGCAACCUUGCUGACAAGCUCUACGAGAAGCGCAAGAAUGCUGCCAUUGAUAUUGAGGGAAUAGUGAAGCAGCUUGUUGCUGGUUCAGAACAUGAUAAAAUAACGGCUGUGAUCAAUUUGUUGACUACAGAGUACACUGGUUCACCACAAGCAAAUCACCGAAAGGGAGGAUUGAUAGGAUUAGCUGCUGCGACUGUUGGGUUGUCUACUGAAGCAAGUCGGUAUCUUGAGCAAAUUGUCCACCCUGUGUUAGGUGCUUUCGCUGAUCCAGACAAUAGAGUUCGUUAUUAUGCUUGUGAAGCACUGUAUAAUAUUGCUAAGGUUGUAAGAGGGGAAUUUAUUGUAUUCUUCAAUGAAAUCUUUGAUGCCUUAUGCAAACUUUCUGCGGACUCAGAUCCAAGUGUGCAAAGCGCAGCUCAUCUCCUAGAUAGGCUUGUGAAGGAUAUUGUGACUGAAAGUGAUCAGUUCAGUAUUGAAGAGUUUAUACCAUUGUUGAGGGAGCGUAUGAAUGUCUUGAGUCCAUAUGUUCGUCAGUUUUUGGUUGGAUGGAUUACUGUAUUGGAUAGUGUCCCUGAUAUUGAUAUGCUGGGUUUUCUUCCUGAUUUUCUUGAUGGUUUGUUUAACAUGUUGAGUGAUUCGAGUCAUGAAAUUCGUCAGCAAGCUGAUUCAGCUCUUUGCGAGUUUCUUCAAGAGAUUAAAAACUCCCCAUCUGUAGAUUAUGGUCGAAUGGCUGAAAUACUGGUACAGAGGGCAAGUUCUUCAGAUGAGUUUACUAGAUUAACAGCCAUCACAUGGAUAAAUGAGUUUGUUAAACUUGGUGGCGACCAGCUUUUUCCAUAUUAUGCUGGUAUUCUUGGAGCCAUUUUGCCUUGUGUAUCUGAUCAAGAAGAGAAAAUUAGAGCGGUUGCUCGUGAAACCAAUGAAGAGCUACGUGCAAUCGAGGCUGAUCCAGAUGAAUCGUUUGAUGUAGGAGCUGUUCUCUCCAUUGCUAGGAGGCAACUAUGUAAUGAAUGGGAGGCUACCCGGAUUGAAGCUUUACAUUGGAUAUCAACCCUUUUAAACAGGCACCGUGCUGAGGUUUUUACAUUUCUGAAUGACAUACUUGACACCCUAUUGAAAGCACUUUCUGAUCCGUCUGAUGAGGUUGUGCUUCUAGUUCUUGAAGUUCAUGCAUGCAUUGCUAAAGAUCCUCAGCACUUCCGACAGCUUAUUGUUUUCCUAGUCCACAACUUCCGUGCGGAUAAUUCUCUUUUAGAGAAGCGUGGUGCUUUGAUAAUUCGUCGACUUUGUGUGCUUUUAGAUGCUGAAAGAGUCUAUCGUGAACUAUCUACGAUACUCGAAGGCGAAUCUGAUCUUGAUUUUGCAUCAGUUAUGGUUCAGGCUUUGAAUUUGAUCUUACUCACAUCGUCAGAAUUAUCUGAACUUCGAGCUCUUUUGAAGCAGUUAGUGGCAAAUCCUGCUGGGAAGGAUUUGUAUGUUGCCUUGUAUGCUUCAUGGUGCCAUUCUCCAAUGGCAAUUAUAAGUCUCUGCUUCCUAGCUCAGACCUACCAACAUGCUAGUGCUGUGAUUCAGUCUCUAGUUAAGGAGGAUAUUAGUGUCAAAUUCUUGGUCGAACUGGAUAAGCUAAUUCGCUUGCUGGAAACCCCGAUCUUUGCAUAUCUAAGAUUGCAGCAAAGUGCUGCCUUUAAGAUUCUAAAAACUCGUCUAAAAGCCGUGCCACCAUAUUCUUUAAAUGGCGAGCAAUUUAGGAGAACAUCCUCAGGGAAUCCCUACCAAUUUCUUCAUCACAUGACCGGUGGAUCUCAGAUCACUGAGGAUGGGGACAUAGCUGUGGAUGUUGGAAACCCAGAUAAUGGAAUCAACUUUGCUGCAAGGCUACAACAGUUUGAGCAAAUGCAAAACCUGCAUUGCAUGCAUGCUAGAGCUCGGGUACAUUUGCGCAAUGCUUCCACUUCUAAUCAUAUGGAGGACGCAGAGAGACUGGAAGAAACAAGGCAACGUCUGUCAUCUGAUUUUCGUGUUUCUUCUCCUAGAUCAUCAGAAAGAGGCUCUGGGCAGCUACAACUAUAAUUAUAAUGUUGUAUUUGCCCAUUGUGAGUCAAAUUAUGUACGGAUCUCACUGUAUGUGAAAUUUGGAAUCGGUUAGGCUAUGUAGAGUUGUAAAUCAUAGUAGUUUAUUCUACUUAUAGAGGCUGGGGUGGUGAAAAUUGGGUUUGGAAUCACCAAGAAGCUUGGGUUUUCCUGGGCUAUUCUUUCGACCUUGUUAACAGGGGAGGCUCACGUGGUUCUAUUAUGUUUUGUUGACGACCAUGUGAGCCAGAGGCAUAUAUUUAUUUAGAGGAGUUUCAUUUCUUUAUCUGUCCAACGUCCAUUUACAACCUUCUGGUAUUAUAAGCAAUUUGCUACAGUUCGUAACAUUAAUGUGCUGCAAAGUGGUGUCCAAAGCUUAGUCAGGUUACAGUGGUAUUAUUUAGUGUUUACUUCAAAUCUUCAAAUGUUGCGUGUAUGAAAUUAAUGAUGGCUUCCUGAAAGAUGAGGGUCUUCUCUUGUAUAAAUGGAAAUCAGGUGAGAAAUUGGAGGUGAAAUGAUUAAUUUUCAUUUCUGUCCUCAGUGGGAGGCUGGGCAAGACAGUUUGAAAAAUGGCUUUUGGAUGUGUAAUUAUCAAUCUCCAGGUUAUUUUAAAAGCUUUCCUGUUAUUAUGUUCUUGUUCUUAUGCUGAGAAAAUUGACACUUGUAAAUAACAAGACAAGUUUUCUUAUACAUUACAUGGAACAUGGUAAUUAUUGUUGGAUUGUG